AUGGAGCUCGAGAGUCGCGUCGAUUUGAUUCUAGGCAACUAUUACGUGGAGACGAUGCUGAAAGGCUCAUUCCUCUGCUUACUGAACCACGCAAAGAGCAAGAGGUCCGACCAGGACGAAGACUCGCAAUAA
Molecule: messenger RNA, 132 nt
Organism: Peronospora matthiolae
Lineage: Eukaryota; Oomycota; Peronosporomycetes; Peronosporales; Peronosporaceae
Source: the annotation of a GenBank genome assembly